AUGUCAUCCUCUUCCAGAUACGUAACCUUUGAAGGUUCACGGAACUUUCGUUUACGAGUAGUAAUGGCUACAUUGUCAGGAAAAGCUAUAAAGAUAGAAAAGAUACGUUCUGAUGACCUAAAUCCGGGUUUAAAAGAUUACGAAGUCUCUUUUCUAAGAUUGAUGGAAGCGGUAACGAAUGGUAGUUCAAUAGAAAUUUCAUACACUGGUACCACCGUCAUCUUCAGACCAGGAAUAAUUACUGGUGGUUCAUACACACAUCAAUGUCCGAACAGUAAACCUGUGGGCUAUUUUGCCGAGCCAAUGUUGUAUUUAGCCCCCUUCUCAAAGAAGAAAUUCUCAAUCCUAUUCCGUGGUAUAACAUCUUCACAUAAUGAUGCUGGAAUAGAUGCGAUAAAAUGGGGGUUGAUGCCGAUUAUGGAAAAAUUUGGCGUCAGGGAAUGUGCAUUACAUACUUUGAAGAGAGGUUCACCUCCUUUAGGUGGUGGUGAAGUACACCUUGUUGUGGAUUCAUUGAUUGCACAACCGAUUACAAUGCACGCCUUGGAUAAAACAAUGAUUUCAAGUAUAAGAGGUGUUUCAUACUCCACAAGAGUCAGUCCCUCCCUUGUAAAUAGAAUGAUUGAUGGUGCGAAAAAAGUUCUUAAAUCUGCUAGUUGUGAAGUAAAUAUAACUGCAGAUGUAUGGAGAGGUGAAAACUCAGGUAAAAGUCCAGGUUGGGGUCUAACGCUCGUAGCAGAGAACAAACAAGGAUGGAGAAUCUUUUCUGAAGCUAUCGGUGACGCUGGGGAUGUUCCAGAAGAUAUUGGUGCAUCCGUAGCCUAUCAUCUACUUGAAGAAAUAAGCAAAAGUGGAGUUGUUGGAAGAAACCAGUUGCCACUUACAAUUUUAUACAUGAUCAUCGGUAAAGAAGAUAUCGGAAGACUCAGAAUCACUAAGGAUCAAAUAGAUGAAAGAUUUGUAUGGCUCUUACGGGAUAUCAAGAAAGUUUUCGGUACAGAAAUACUCUUGAAGCCAGUGGAUGAUAACACUACGGAUCUAAUCGCAACAAUCAAGGGUAUUGGAUUCACAAACACCAAUAAGAAAAUCGCAUAA
Molecule: messenger RNA, 1095 nt
Organism: Kluyveromyces lactis
Lineage: Eukaryota; Fungi; Ascomycota; Saccharomycetes; Saccharomycetales; Saccharomycetaceae
Gene: RCL1
Product: rRNA-processing endoribonuclease
Exons: 1
Coding region: 1-1095 (364 amino acids)
Biological process (GO): endonucleolytic cleavage of tricistronic rRNA transcript (SSU-rRNA, 5.8S rRNA, LSU-rRNA); ribosome biogenesis
Cellular component (GO): nucleolus
Molecular function (GO): RNA endonuclease activity
Source: RefSeq, a predicted model, not a curated record